AUGCCAACAGAAGCAGCAGAAUAUUUUGCGGUGGAGCCAUUAACUGGUGACAUUCGCAUUGAUCCAAUGCUAGCCGACUACACGGAAGGUGUUUUUACGCUUGAUAUUAUUGCCACACAGCAGCGAGCAGUUUCCGAAACCGCUCAGCUUACGCACAUUGUCAAACAGGUAGCUUGUCUCUCGAAAUUAGCAAAUAAAGGCUGGUAUAGAAGAUUUUGA
This is a messenger RNA of Gongylonema pulchrum, 219 nucleotides long. NCBI's taxonomy places the organism in Eukaryota, Metazoa, Nematoda, Chromadorea, Rhabditida, Gongylonematidae. The record is from the annotation of a GenBank genome assembly.